This is a messenger RNA of Symbiodinium pilosum, 1974 nucleotides long. Lineage: Eukaryota; Dinophyceae; Suessiales; Symbiodiniaceae. The record is from the annotation of a GenBank genome assembly.
AUGACGUCGACCAUGGCGGCUUUUGUCUUUCUUGUUCCGGAGGCCCUGCGUGAGGCGUGGUCCGAGAUGCUUCCCUUAGCGGGGCUGCUUGUGUCCAAGCUUUCGGACUCGAACGCCUUGGUGAAGCUCAGAGCCAUGGCGCACACAUUGCAACGUCUUGGCUGCUUCUGGUUCUUAAGUCCAGCUAUUCAAGCUCUUUCAUCUAUAGAACCCUACCAGCAAGGCCUCCACGAUGCCAAGCGUCUCCUAGACCUGCCGUUCCUCCUCGUUGGUGAAAGCCAAGGGUUGCCGAAGCUUUGUUCUGGCUUGGACAUGACCAUAGGCGUGGCUGCUGAAACCUUUUUCUUCCUCAGAGACUUGGGGCGCUCUAGUCUGUUUCGGUUUGCUGCUCACUGCUUGCAAUCCUUCAAAGAGACAUUCUCGCCUUCAAACGCCCAACCCAAGAUGGAUGGGGGCGUACUGCCAAUCGUAAUUGCAGGCCGGGCCUUGAACCGCAGCUUGGAAGAGGGCUUGACGGGUCAAACCACGCAGCAGCUGACCACCAUGAUCCUGCUGAAGCAUCGCAACCCUGACCUUGAGAACCUGGACGUCUUAGAAGAGAGUUUGCGGCGUGCAGCUGAUUAUUUAAAGCAAAGCCUGGUCACCCGAAGUCUGUUGCAUGAGCAGAUGGUGAAGCAGGUUCGCACAAAGUUCUGCGAUCACAUUCAGAGGGUGGCUGUGAUUGUGAAGGUAAUCUUAGUUGUUCUCAGCGGACAGGACCUUUUAGUGCUCUCCCACUGUGCGGAGCGGAACAUCCUUCCUACUAGCAGCGGUGAUGGCGAUGGCGAUGGCGAAAUCCCGCUAGCAGAGGGAAUAGGAGCAGUAGAAGUCCUCAUGGUUGGCAAUGCAGCCGACAGGAUUGCCACCGGCCGGUUUAAAUGCAAAGAACGUGGACAAAACAUGCUCUGUUCCAGCCGCCUUUGGCUCAAGCCAUACUUGGAAAACGGAGGAUCAGACAGCGCAGACGGGAAGGGUCUGCAGGAGCUCGCCAAGCGUGUCGAAGACCAGGACGUGAGGCUGAAGAGCCAGCAGAAGGAACAUGCACUGGAGACUGCAGCUUUGAAGCGCCGGGUGGAGGAGCUGCUGUGGAAGCUCCUGUGGGCGUACCUCUGCCACUGCUCAGCCUCGUGUCCGAGUAUGCUGCAGGAGUACGACCUGGCUUUGGACAGCCUCGGUAAUCUCAUUGAAGACGUGGCACGGAGCGUGGUGUUUCCGACUUGGAACGCACUCGCCACUUUCCCAGAAGGUGUACAGAUCGAGAAGGCGUUCAACAGCUGUGCUGAGGCGAGGCCAGUGAGCAUACAGAUCACGAGUCUCGAGAAGGAGAAGAGGACCAUGGGGGUGGCACUGGAAGUGCUUCCGCCAAAAAACCGUCGCGUGGAGACAAUUGCGCAGAUGCUGCGGACGGAGGCGCUGGCUCAGGCCCAGGCCUUUGAAGCAAAGCUGGCAUCGAUGGAAGCUGGACAUUCUGCCGAAGCCAAGAGGUGGCAAGGGAUGCUGUCAUCUUCGUUCAUGCAGCUUCAGGCUUUACAGCGAUCAAUCUCCCAACUCGAGAGUGGUUUAGCACCGCUGGGCCCAAAGGGUGGCUCUACGGUGUUGCCACAACCACAAGCGCUUGCAAAGUUGCAGGGCGACGAAGGCAGAGCCGAGAGGGAGCUCAGCGCAGUUGAGAAGCUACGCGAGGACUUGGCCCGGAAGCUGCGGGGCAUCGUCUCGUCUGUGAAUGGGGCCCUGGGAGCAUUAGAGUCCCAGGCCGAGACCGCAACACGAGGUCAGUCCCCGAAGCGACCACAGAGCCCUGUGACGUUGCCCUUGAAUCCCGUCGGCACCAUCGAGAAGCAGAUGAGGCAGAGAUCCGAAAUGGACCCACGGGCGCGCUCGCCUCCAAAGGGAAUUCAGGUGAUGACAGGUCCCCUUGACGUCAAAGAGGACUGA